This is a messenger RNA of Poecilia latipinna (sailfin molly), 2884 nucleotides long. RefSeq names its product family with sequence similarity 163 member Ab (gene fam163ab). Lineage: Eukaryota; Metazoa; Chordata; Actinopteri; Cyprinodontiformes; Poeciliidae. The transcript is spliced from 5 exons. The record is from RefSeq and is a predicted model, not a curated record. The coding region runs from base 1075 to 1566 and encodes 163 amino acids.
AGAGCAAAUAAACAGCUGCUAGUGAUGCAGUUUGUGAGGCGGCCAUGUUGGUUGUUGAUGUUGGGGUUGGUGGGAAAUUUCUGGGGAAUUGACUUCAGAGAACAAAGGUUCAUAAAGUGAUGUCUGUUUGGGUUCUGAUCCCAUUAAAGAACAGUGGGAGGUUUUGCUUUAUUCUUUAAAUUUGUCUUUUGAUGCGGGUUUCAGAUUUUUUAAGCUACAGUAAUACAGGAUGAGGCAGCAUAUUGGAGACCGAGGUAAGCCGAGUUUUCUUAUUUUCUCAGCAAUAAUCUACAGCUGAAAAGGUCAAGUUAAGUCAUUUCCCUCAUCAUGCUGCCACUGUUUCGUGCUGUAUUUUUGCAGAUAUCCUUACAGUGCGGCUUGUGUAAUACAGGAGAUCACGUUUUUUUUUUUUUUUCUUUUUGCAAGAGAGAGAGGGUCCAUGACGCGGGGCGGCUCUUCUCCUCCUUCCUCUUCCUCCCUAUCCUCCCACCACUGCUCUCUGCUUUUGCAUCUAAGUCCAGCACUUGUUGGAUGUUUAUUUUAUCUCAAUGUUUUCAUCAUUUGUUAUUUUUUUUUUGGUCUAUUUCUUUACAUCUCCAUCUUUGGAUUCCCGUGAAGAUCAGAAGGUGAACCCGUAGCUUUAAAGGCUACAUGCGAGUAAAAAGGCGCUUGUCCCGGAGCGUCUCCGUCCUCUGACCAGUCUGGUCGUGCACCUCCGGUCCCGGAUGUCUCCGCCCUGGUCAGCCUGAACUGCUGUGUGUUGGUCCCUCGGACUGUAGGGGUUUGUGUUUGUUUCUCAGCGGCGGAGUGCGCGCCGGACUCCGGCUCAUCCUUGGAGAAGUUCCGCCGCAGUCCCAUGCCCAGCGCUCCUCUGCGGCUGAGAUAAGGAUGCUGGCGGCUGUUCUCGGUCUGGGUCCACUGGGUCGCUUCGAGAUGCGCUGUCCGAGCAUCUAACUGAACCAGAAAUGUCCAUAGAGAAUUUCCUUUGACUCUAAGUUCAAACCAAAUAACUUCCAAACACUCCCCUGAUGUGUUAAGCUACUUUGCUGAACAGUUUGAUGGAGAGCUGGUCGGAUGACAGCUGGAACUGUUGUCAUAACUGGAGGAAUACUGGCCACAGUGAUACUUCUGUGUAUCAUAGCCGUGCUCUGCUACUGUAGACUCCAGUACUACUGCUGUAAGAAGAAUGGGUCUGACAGCGGCUCCCUCUCUCAGCAACACUUUGCUUGCAACGCCUGCAGCAUCACUGGCCUGGACGGACCAAUCAUCACCCCUCUGUCGCUGUCGCCACCAGAGCCGGCCAAAUCCUUUAACCCCACCAAACUUACCGUGGGGCAACACCACUACUGUCCCACCUGCUCCCCCUACGACUCGCCCUUCUACAUCCGUACCACUGACGAGAUACGCAAUGGUGGUGAGCGAGUCACCUACAUGCCAACACACUAUGAGAACCAGGCGCUGGCGAUGCCACUGCCCGCUGUCCGAGGCUCCCUGCUGAGGGACAGCCAGCGCGGUCGCCCUCCUGAUUUCUACACCAACACCCGAGCCAUCAGCACCGAGGUGUGACCACCUCUACACACCAGCGCCACUGAAAAGACACAACCACUAUUGUAGAUUUUGGCUUCCACUGCAGAUGCCAGUGAGUUUGUGGAGGCAACACAUUUAGAGUCAAUCUGGGUUGUAAUAGAAAUAAGCGAGGAAGAUGGAGAUGAAAAAUAAGUUCCUCCUUAUUUUCAAAAAAGAACUGAUCCGCUAAAUAUACAAACAUGUACCUGGUGGAAGGGUACGCCUGCUGAUUGUUAACGGAUCGCUUUCCCCUGAGGAGUAACUAGAUCCAUGUACGACUUGGGCUAUGUAUCUUCUUCCAAACGUUACUGUGAUGAAAUGUAUGGAUAAGUAAAAACAGACAGAAAAGUUUACCUUUUUUAAGUAGCUGACAAACAGAAAAGUUUGUGGAUUUAUGCAAGCAUGAGGUGUGGCAGUGUGCAGCAGAGGACACCUGGAUUUGAAUCCUCUAUGCAAGGUCUUCAGUCAACAUCAUAGCUUUUCAUUUCCAGCCGUCUCCUUUCAGCAGUUUUUAUGGUGAACAGUAUACCUGGGACAUGUUGUUGACAACCAGUAAGAUGUAAUGAUUCUAUACAUGUAGAUAGACAUGAAAAACUUUUGAUGGCACUAUGUUAUGCAACCUGUGCUAAAGGGCUACUUUCUUGGUACUUACAGGUUAGUUUCCUGGAAAAUAAAGGCUUUCUUUGGAACUUACUGGUUACCAUCCCAGAUCCUAUAGCAAGUGGAAGAGUGAGAGGUUACUUUCCUGAAAUAUUCAGGAAGCUGAUUCUACUUAUUAUGUACUUUUCUGCAACCUACUUUGUACUAAUUAUUCUCAUAAGAGUACUUUCUCGGUUCUGGGAAAGUAAUCAGGACAUUUCCUAAAGGAUUUGGAACAGUACCUGGUCAGUUUAACUUUAGGAAACUUCCAGGAAAACACCUUGUACAUUCUGAAAACUUACCACUAAGUUCCAGGAACAUACAUAGUAUGUCCUGGGAAAGCAAACUGCAAAGCCCCACAAAGUAACCAGAACGUUCCAAAAAAGUUUGUCAAAAGGGAUCUAGUAAGUUCCUGAAUGGUGAAGUUAAAGAAAGGACCUGAUAGAUUCUGGGAAAGUAACGGAUAAGUUCUGGAAACCCUAAAGUAAGUACCUGGUAAGUUAUGGGAAACUUUCCUGCAAAUUACCUUGUAAGUUCUCAAAAUGUUUAUGUGAAAGUAACUGAAAAACUUCAAGAAGGUUCCAGCAUCAAGUAUGUUUGUUGGAAAGUUCCCAAGACUGACUCCUGAGUUCGAGUACAGAAAGAACUGCAGUGUGUAGUGUUACCAAAUCUUUUAAAA